CCCAGUGUCAGAUCUAGGGCGUGCCAUCCUUGGCGAACCCCUACCAGACAGACCUGGGAAAGAAGAAUGGCCCUGUCUGAUGAAGACAAAUGCAACGUGAAAGAAUUCUGGGAAAAACUGGGUGAGAACACCAACGUGUAUGGCACUGAAGCCCUGUUUAGGACCUUUCUUUCUUUCCCUGCAACCAAGACCUACUUCCCCCACUUCGACUUCUCCAGCCGCUCCCGCCAGGUGCGGGCCCAUGGCAAGAAGGUAGCAGAUGCGCUGACUUUGGCCGUCAACCACUUGGAUGACUUGCCGGCCGCACUCUCCUCCCUGAGCGAUCUCCAUGCCCAGAGACUCAAGGUGGAUCCUAUCAACUUCAAAUUCCUGUCUCACUGUUUGCUCGUGACCCUGGCCAGGCACCAUCCGGGGAACCUGAACCCCGAGGUGCACGCUUCUCUGGACAAGUUCCUGAGCUACGUGUCCUCGGUGUUAACGUCGAAGUACCGUUAAGCUGGUAGAGGAGACCG
Dromiciops gliroides (monito del monte) is the source of this 512-nucleotide messenger RNA. RefSeq names its product hemoglobin subunit alpha-like. NCBI's taxonomy places the organism in Eukaryota, Metazoa, Chordata, Mammalia, Microbiotheria, Microbiotheriidae. The record is from RefSeq and is a predicted model, not a curated record. Gene Ontology annotation, cellular component: hemoglobin complex; haptoglobin-hemoglobin complex; blood microparticle. Bases 67 to 495 code for a protein of 142 amino acids. Gene Ontology annotation, molecular function: organic acid binding; oxygen carrier activity; oxygen binding. Gene Ontology annotation, biological process: hydrogen peroxide catabolic process; oxygen transport. The transcript has 3 exons.